Molecule: messenger RNA, 3075 nt
Organism: Cricetulus griseus (Chinese hamster)
Lineage: Eukaryota; Metazoa; Chordata; Mammalia; Rodentia; Cricetidae
Source: RefSeq, a predicted model, not a curated record
AUGGCAUUUGCCAAUUACAGCAGUCUUAACCGGGCUCAACUAACCUUUGAAUAUCUACACACAAAUUCAACCACUCAUGAAUUUUUGUUUGGUGCCCUUGCUGAACUGGUUGAUAAUGCAAGAGAUGCCCAUGCCACCCGAAUAGAUAUUUAUGCUGAAAGGCGAGUGGACCUUCGAGGAGGAUUCAUGCUUUGUUUUCUGGAUAAUGGAGCAGGAAUGGACCCAAAUGAUGCUAUCAGUGUGAUCCAAUUUGGGAAAUCAGGCAAACGAACACCAGAGUCCACACAGAUCGGGCGGUAUGGGAAUGGGCUAAAAUCAGGCGCAAUGCGUAUUGGGAAGGAUUUCAUCCUAUUCACCAAGAAGGAAGACACCAUGAGCUGCCUCUUCCUGUCUCAAACCUUUCAUGAGGAAGAAGGCAUCGAUGAAGUGAUAGUCCCAUUGCCUACUUGGAAUAUGCAGACCCGAGAGCCUGUCACAGACAAUGUGGAGAAGUUUGCCAUAGAGACAGAGCUCAUCUACAAGUAUUCUCCCUUCCACACUGAGGGAGAAGUGAUGGCUCAGUUCAUGAAGAUUUCUGGGAAUAGUGGAACCCUGGUGAUCAUUUUUAAUCUCAAGCUCAUGGAUAAUGGAGAGCCUGAACUAGACAUAGCCUCAAAUCCGAAAGAUAUCCGGAUGGCAGAGCUAUCCCAAGAAGGCAUGAAGCCGGAGCGGUACUCCUUCUGUGCCUAUGCUGCUAUGCUCUACAUCAAUCCCCGGAUGAGGAUUUUCAUUCACGGCCACAAAGUGCACACCAAAAAGCUCUCCUGCUGCCUGUACAAGCCCAGGAAGUACACAUUCGCAUCAAGCCGUUUCAAAACCCGGGCAGAACAAGAGGUGAAGAAGGCAGAACAAGUAGCACGGCUUGCUGAGGAGAAGGCCCGGGAAGCAGAGAGCAAAGCUCGCGCAUUGGAGACACACGUAGGUGGAGACAACUCCAGGGACUCCAGGGUGAUGUUGCGGCAGGUCCAGAACACAGCCAUCACCCUUCGAAGAGAAGCUGAUGUCAAGAAGAGGAUCAAGGAUGCCAAGCAGCAAGCCCUCAAAGAACCCAAGGAACUGAACUUUGUUUUUGGGGUCAACAUUGAACACCGUGACCAUGAUGGCAUGUUUAUUUACAACUGCAGCCGCCUGAUCAAGAUGUAUGAAAAAGUGGGCCCACAGCUGGAAAAAGGCAUGACAUGUGGUGGGGUUGUUGGGGUCAUUGAUGUGCCCUACUUGGUCCUGGAGCCUACACACAACAAGCAAGACUUUGCUGAUGCCAAGGAGUACCGCCACCUGCUGCGGGCGUUGGGGGAGCACCUGGCACAAUAUUGGAAGGACAUAGCCAUUGCCCGGCGUGGAAUCACUAAGUUCUGGGAUGAGUUUGGCUACCUCUCUGCCAACUGGAACCGACCCCCAUCUGAUGAGCUGCAUUUCAAACGCCGGAGGGCUAUGCAAGUCCCGGCCACCAUACAGUGCGAUUUGUGUCUGAAGUGGAGGACCCUCCCCUUCCAGUUAAGUGCUAUAGAAGAUGGUUACCCAGACAACUGGGUUUGCUCCAUGAACCCUGACCCUGAGCAGGACCAGUGUGAGGCUUUUGAACUGAAGGAGAAGAUUCCCAUGGGAAUAUUAAAAAGGGUUCCAAAGACACAAGAAGAAAGGCAGAAGCAGCUGACAGAGAAAAUUUGCCAACAGCAGAGGAAGCUUAAGGCCCUUAAGAAAACCAAACCCAUUUGUUCCCUAGGGGACCUGAAAAAAUUACCUUUGGAAGUAACCAUGAGACCUUUCACUAAAUGUCCUGCUCAGAGACUUCACUGUCUUCAACCACCUGUGUGUGGAGUGAACAAGAAUACCCGAAGAAGACCCCAGUCCAUGCAUGCUCCUAGACCAUCCAGACCGCUCCAGAGGGCUUCUAUCUUCUGCCCCAACCCAAAAUCUCCUGCUCUAGCAGCCCAAAGAGAGGCCACGCUGCUCCAGCCACCUGAGACACCCCCAAAGCUGGGGAGCCCCAUGGUCAAAACUGUAACCCAGCCCACUCCUCUGGUCCAAUUCCUGUCAAUGUCUGUAGUCCCCAGUUCCAACAACCUUUGUAAGGUGGAAACCCCGGAAUCCAUGAAGACUCCAGUGACAGAGAAGCCAGAUCCUCCCAUUAGGCCCUCACUGGUAUGGUGUAAUCGUAAGCGGAGUCUUGAAGUCUCUGAUGAGGAAGAGGCUGAGGAGAAAAGGAAGGAGUCUUGCAAAUGGGGCAGACUGACUGUGAAUGAGGAAAAGAUUCAGGCUAACGAGCUCUCAGACAGUACCGAGGAAGAGAAUCCGGCUGACCUCAAGACAGCUGAGAAAGAUAAAGGGCUGUACGUAGCGGUUCGCGUGAAAGGAGAGUGCUACAGGGGCCAUGUCACCGCCGUGGAGGUGGGCGAGAACGCUGUGUGGUGGAAAGUCAAGUUUGAAGAUGUACCCAGGGAUGCUACACCGAGAGACUGCUGGGUAGAGAAAGGCAGUGCAAAUGUAUGGCUGAUGAAACCAUCGCCAGAGUAUCAGAGCACUGAUGGGCAGCAAGAGAGUGUGAAAGAAGAGGAAGACACCAUGGACCUGCAGGUGAUGGCGUUACAGGGCUCCUCCACCUCUGACUGCUACUGCAUUGAACCUGACACUACGGCACCAAAGGCCAACCAUGAGACCACUGACCUCCUGGUCCAGAUUCUCUGGAACUGCCUACGUUAUUUUAUGCCUCUGAGUUUUUCCAUAUCCAAGAAGGAGCUGGGCGCAAUGAAUUCAGAAGAGUUACUGUCUCUUCCUCUGAAAGAGUGUUUUAAGCAAUAUGAAGCAGGGCUCCAGAAUCUCUGUAAUUCCUACCAAAGCUGUGCUGACUCCAGAGCCAGGGCCUCAGAGGAGAGCCUACACAUCUCUCAAAAAAAGCUCCGGGAGACAGAGGAGAAACUCCAGAAGCUAAGGACCAAUGUCAGGGCACUCCUGCAGAAAGCGCAGGAGGACUUAAACAUCAGCUCAGAUGAUGAGCUGGAUGCCUACAUUGAGAAUCUCAUCACCAAUGAAGACUGA